CUUUACUCCAAAUCAUUCUGAUCUUCAUUGAAUGACCUUUCUCAUUUGCAAAUAACACAAUUCUGAAGUGUACAUGUCGUAACAGAUGUAAACGUUCACCAAUUUCAACACGUAACAUUGUCAAAUUCAACAGUACAUGCCUUAUAUUGGCCUUUGUAAAAGAUCACAUAUAUUUAUGGACUUAUAACCAUGUAGUCUCAUGAUGAUGAAGAUGAUGAUGUUGAUGUUAUUGCAGAAACAAUUAUUCGCUCAAAUAUUCUUCGUUUUACAUUAUUACUUAGUUUCUAAUUUAAUAAACAUUGAUUAAUAAUAUCAUAUGUUCAAAGCAUAUUAAUUGUCUAUUCACGCAAAUAUUGAUUCAUAAAGCUAAGAUAACUUUAAUAAUCUUAAUUGGUUUCUAUUAUUAUACGUAUAGUGUAGAACACGUUAAUCCGAUUUAACCAAUCUGAAUCAUACUACUGAUGACUAGUAAGACACAUAUCUGUAGGAUUAAACUAAGGCGUUCUUUAAAAAAUGGUGAUUAGCUUAUUAUAUAUAUAAAUCAGUCAUUAAUUUUAUCUAGUUCUGUAGUAGUUUAAGAUAUGGGUAUACUAUUUACUCCAGAAAAUCAUGAUCCAUAUGCUAAUAUUCCAAGCCAUAAGGCAUUUACCCGUGCGUAUCUUUCGACAGUUACUGCAGACUUUGGAUCUGGCGGUGCUCAAGGUAGAACAGGUUAUCAAAUUGGAAAAGCAAUGAGACUGAAAUCGACAUCUUGUUCAUGGAAUUCUUUCGAAGCUGAAGAAAAUGUGAAAUCAUUAUAUCAAGAGCUUAAUAACUCGCUCACUUCAGAAAAAACAUUUUUAAAUGAGAAAGAAGAAAAUGUUGUUAGAAUAUCAACAGGUAUAUUUAUACAAAAUACUUACGAAGUUGAAAGACGUUUUAACGAAAGUAUUGCAAAUGAUUUCGAAGGAGAAUUGAAACAGGUGGAUUUUUCUAAUGGAACUAGUGCUACAGUUGAUAUCAAUGAUUGGGUUGAUCAACAGUCUAAUGGUUUAUUGGAGAAAUUCUUUACAGAUGAUAUUCCAGAUGAUACUGCGAUGAUACUGGUAAAUGUUUUCUACUUUAGAGAUUUUUGGCAAAGUCCAUUUGAGCCUCAUUACACUAGAAAGGAGGAUUUUUAUAUUUCACCAGAUCGUCAAAUAACAGUUGAUAUGAUGACUCAAGAAGGAGUAAUGAAAUAUGGAAAAUUCGAAGAUGAAGGAUUUGAGAUCGUCAGUAAACCAUUAAAUAACACACGUUUCACAUUUGUUAUCGUGUUACCUCUUGAAAAGUGGUCGUUAAAUGGUGCCACAGAACUUCUGAAUGGCAAUAAAGUUUUAAGUGAAUACGUAAAGAAUUUGAAAGAAACUACAGUGUCAUUACGAUUACCGAAAUUUACAUUGAAAAAUACACUUGACCUUGUGCCAACAUUAAAGUCUAUCGGUGUUGUCGAUUUGUUUGAUCCAGUAAAAUCUGAUCUGUCAGGAAUCACACCUAAUCACAAUCUAUAUGUGAAAGAAUUUAUUCAAACAAAUGUAUUAAAAUUAAAUGAAAGUGGAAUUGAAGCAACCACUGUAACUUCACCUAUAUUUGUGCCUAUUUCAGCCAUUAUACCAGAAGUAGACUUUCAUGUAACUCAUCCAUUUAUAUGCUUUAUAUAUGAUCAACAAUUAACAAUGCCGAUAAUGGCAGCUAAAGUAAUAAAGCCAGUUUUACAAUCGUAG
Schistosoma guineensis is the source of this 1742-nucleotide messenger RNA. Lineage: Eukaryota; Metazoa; Platyhelminthes; Trematoda; Strigeidida; Schistosomatidae. The record is from the annotation of a GenBank genome assembly.